Molecule: messenger RNA, 1311 nt
Organism: Pestalotiopsis fici W106-1
Lineage: Eukaryota; Fungi; Ascomycota; Sordariomycetes; Amphisphaeriales; Sporocadaceae
Exons: 2
Coding region: 1-1311 (436 amino acids)
Source: RefSeq, a predicted model, not a curated record
AUGCUCAACAAGGAUCAUGUUACCGACGCCGAUAAUAUCCCACGGAUUGCAGGAAUCUUUGUGGUUGCCACUAUCGUCAGUUACGCCGGCACGUACCUUUUCGCCCUCGGAAGUUGCAAGCUUGAAGAGUGCGCUCGAGGCCGGUAUUGUAGCAACAUGACAGAUGUAGAAAAAGCAACACACCGAACUUGGCCGACGCCUCAACCCACGAGACGGUCCUCACAAGUGGGCAAGUUACCCACAAACAUACUCACAAGCGAAUCUUUCGUGUCUCUCGACACAGCACUGUUAGAGACAACAUUGCGGCUGGCAUUUGUGGUCCAAACGGCGCCUCUCUGGAUAUCUUUGCUUUUAGCAAUCAUCAUUGGCGUCCCUGUCUAUCUCACUACCAAGUACGACAUGCCCCUCGAAGCCUUCUGCUUCACCUUCCUCUGGAUUGUUGCUGUCCACCUUCAACGAUUUGUGAAAUCGUGGAAGAGACUCGAACUCCGACGUCGCUGGCGAUUGGCUCUCGCGGUAGCUUUGAACCCAGUCCUCAUAACGGCAUUACUCUGUUCGAUCUAUUUCUGGGUCAAAUCAGCGCUUACGGGGCGUCAAAUUGGAGAUAUGCUCAUUGAUUUCAAGCACCACAGGUCCUGGGCCGAUAUUGUGGUGAACCUGAGUGAGGGUGGACAGUUUGCCCAGAAUGUUGGCGCUGGUGACUUGGCCAAUGCCUUGCUCGACGCCGGCAUUGUUUCCCUCGGCUUCAAGAUGUUCGAGUAUCGCCGCGAGCUAUGGGCUAGCUUCACCAUCGUGUUCACAACCUGUCUAAUUUUCGCCACACUCAACGUAUUCGUCAAUCUCAUUUUUGCUGUCGCUAUUGGCCUCCAGCCCGCGGACGCCCUCGCCUUUUGUGCCCGCAAUGUGACAAUUGCCCUGGGUGUCCCCGCCGUGCAACACCUAGGUGGAAGUAUCACAAUGAUGAGCACCCUGGUCACCUUCAGCGGACUGAUAUUUCAGAUGACUGGCGAUUUCCUCUUUGCCUGGUUCCGUAUCAAUGACAGUGUGGUGGCUCCGAACAGCAUUAUAUCGAGUGACAGCGAGACCAGUUCCCAAGAGGAACAAUCACAAGGAAGCGAGGGCAAGAUUAUCGCCGCAGGAAUUACUGUCGGCAUUAAUGCGGCAGCAAUGGGAACUUCACACCUUAUCGAGCGGGACUCAAGGUGCUCUGCCUACUCUGCACUUAGCAUGACCAUCUUUGGCGUGAUGACGGUAGCACUGACAGCCGUACCAGCGAUCAAGGACGAGUUGGUGUUUCUCGCUUGGCAGUAG